AUGAAACAAGGUCAAGGCUUCCUCCUCGUCUUCUCCAUAACCUCCAUGUCCUCUCUAAACGAACUCGCCGAACUCCGCGAACAAAUAAUCCGAAUAAAAGACGACGAAAACGUCCCCAUCGUCAUUGUCGGAAAUAAAUCAGACCUCGAAGAAGACCGUGCCGUCUCGCGAUCGCGUGCCUUCGCCCUUUCGCAGCAAUGGGGGAACUCUCCAUAUUAUGAAACCUCUGCCCGACGGCGUGCUAACGUUAACGAGGUUUUUGUUGAUUUGUGUCGGCAAAUUAUCAGGAAGGAUAUACAGGCGAGUCAGGAGAGGAGUAUGGAGCUGGCGAUGAAUGGGAGGAAUGGCGGCGGCGUUGGUGGUGCGGACAGACACCGCCGACACCAUGGCCGAUUACGGAACCAUCGGAGGAGAACGAAGGUAAAAGGGGACUGUGUGAUUUUGUAG
This is a messenger RNA of Paracoccidioides lutzii Pb01, 447 nucleotides long. RefSeq lists its product as hypothetical. The record is from RefSeq and is a predicted model, not a curated record. Gene Ontology annotation, biological process: signal transduction. The transcript has a single exon. Gene Ontology annotation, cellular component: plasma membrane. Bases 1 to 447 code for a protein of 148 amino acids. Gene Ontology annotation, molecular function: GTP binding; GTPase activity; GDP binding.